AUGGCAAGAGCUGGUGGCUUAGGGAUAAACCUUGCAACUGCUGACACUGUUAUCAUAUAUGACAGAUAUUAUGUGGUAGUUCCUGACUUCAUACGAGAACCCUUUGUGCUUGAAGAUAUUGCUAAUAAUCCUCUAGAAGUUUGGUUGAAGGAUCAUGGAACGGAUAAAGGAUUUGAGGAGGCAAAGUCAAUAAUUGAAACUUUGAAAAGUAAAGGUGCUUCUUCAAUAGGGGCUGCAAGCUUUUGCUGGGGUGGUAAGGUUGUGGUUGAACUUUCAAAAGUUGAACUUAUCCAAGCUGCAGUGAUAUUACAUCCUGCAUGGGUAACAGUGGAUGAUAUCAAGGGUGUUAAGGUUCCCAUUGCAGUACUAGGAGCUGAGAUUGACAACAUUGCUCCACCCGAACUCUUAAAACAAUAUGAUGAGGCCUUAACUUCUCAAUCUAAGGUAGGAAGUCAUUUAAGAUUGUUACCUAAGAGUAUCCACAGCAGUGGAGCUAAAAAUAUAGUUAUUUGCAAUCUUGGAACAAUGUGA
Molecule: messenger RNA, 531 nt
Organism: Quercus lobata
Lineage: Eukaryota; Viridiplantae; Streptophyta; Magnoliopsida; Fagales; Fagaceae
Product: endo-1,3;1,4-beta-D-glucanase-like
Exons: 8
Coding region: 1-531 (176 amino acids)
Molecular function (GO): hydrolase activity
Source: RefSeq, a predicted model, not a curated record